Molecule: messenger RNA, 213 nt
Organism: Rangifer tarandus platyrhynchus (Svalbard reindeer)
Lineage: Eukaryota; Metazoa; Chordata; Mammalia; Artiodactyla; Cervidae
Source: the annotation of a GenBank genome assembly
AUGUCACCCUUACCCCCCCAACCGGUGACUGACAGCGUGCCCCUGUGGGUGGAGGCUGGCGGCCCUCGACGGCGCCAGGAGAUGGGAGACGCCCUGCUCUCCCAGAACAGACCUGACUCCUUUUCUGAGUCCAGCCUGGCGCGUCCUCCAGCCUCGGCCCCCACCCGCGUGGGGAGAGACAGAGCCUUCUGGGACGGGCGGCCGCUUCUCUGA